Molecule: messenger RNA, 1374 nt
Organism: Myotis lucifugus (little brown bat)
Lineage: Eukaryota; Metazoa; Chordata; Mammalia; Chiroptera; Vespertilionidae
Product: galactoside 3(4)-L-fucosyltransferase
Cellular component (GO): membrane
Molecular function (GO): alpha-(1->3)-fucosyltransferase activity
Source: RefSeq, a predicted model, not a curated record
AUGUUGCCUAAGUGCCAGGAGAAAGUGGACUCGGGGGGGGGGGGACCCAGCCAGGCCACCUUGGGGGAGCCCCCCACCCACCCACUCCUGCUUCUCCUGCUGUGGACAUGGACAUUCAGCACCCCCUGCUCAGAGCUGUGGCCUGGCAUAGCUGACUGCCACUCGGCCACCAACCGCAGCAUGUACCCUCAGGUGGGCGCGGCCCUCGUGCACCUAGAGGUUAGCUGCUGACCGCAGGCCCAGCUUCCUCCUUCCCUGAGGCCGACCAGCCAGUGCUGUGUCUGGUUUAACAUGAAACUGCCUGGCUACUGCCCACAACUGAGUGCCCUGAAUGGGUACUUCAAUCCCAUGUCCUACUGCAGAGACUCGGACAUCUUCGGGUGGUAUGGCUGGCUGGAGCCAUGGCCUGGCCAGUCGGCCAACGCACCGGUCAACCUCUCAGCUAAGACCGAGCUGGUGGCCUGGGUAGUGUCCGACCGGACGAAGGAUUCAACCAUGCUCUAAAUUCAUCUCCAAGUGGACGUGGAUGGGCGCUCCCACAAGCUACUGCCACAGGCAUUCAUGACCUAGUGCCUGUCCCAGUACAAGUGUGACCUGGCUUUGCAGAACUUGUACCCCAACUACAUCACAGAGAAGCUGGGGAAGCAUGCGCUGCCGGCCUGGACCAUGCCCAUGGCGUUUUGCCCCAGCAGGAGGAACCACAAACAAUUCCCGCCGCCCAACACCUUCGUCCACAUGGACAGCUCCCAGAGCCCCAAGGAGCUGGCCCAAGAUCUGCUGGCCCUGGACAAAGACCAUGUCGGCUCCCUGAGCUACUUCCACUGGCGGGAGAUGCUGCAGCCUUGAUCCUUCAGUGGGGCCCUGAUGUUGUGCAAGGCCUGCUGGCGGCUGUAGCAGGAGCCCACCUACCAGACAGUGACCAGCAUUGCUUCUUGGUUCACAUGGGCCGACCAGCCUGGGGCCUCACGUGAAUCUCACCUCCUGGAGACCGUGGUUGUUGAUCUCACUUACCUGGGACUUCACCAACUGGGCACCUCUGCUGCCAAGAAUCUGGGCUACGGGGCCUUAACCUGCCAGGGGCCUCAGCUGCUGGAAAUGCUGGCUUCUGCGGACUUCACCUACCAAGGCGCUCACUGCCGUGGCCCCGCUGGGUCUGCUUGCAGCUGGGUGACACCCGCGCCCAUCCCCCUUUUCCCCGGGGAGAGGGGGCCACUUCCUCACACGUCCUCCUGCCCCUCCCGGAGGCGGACACCCUCGGGGCGCACAAUCAAGACCCGCAUCGACUUUCCACACUUUAUCUCUGUACAGUUAUCGCGAGAGUCCGGAAACCUCGACGGCAUCUUCUGCGCAUGGGCAGUCUGUCGCGGGGUUUGA